Molecule: messenger RNA, 1320 nt
Organism: Alternaria novae-zelandiae
Lineage: Eukaryota; Fungi; Ascomycota; Dothideomycetes; Pleosporales; Pleosporaceae
Exons: 2
Coding region: 1-1320 (439 amino acids)
Source: RefSeq, a predicted model, not a curated record
AUGAACGCGCCAAUAUUAGGCCUACCCCAGCAUGUUCUGGAAAUGGUUGUGGUAGAGUUAGAACAAGAAACGCUGGCGGAAGUAGAUCCAGGCCAGGUGGGCCACGGCCCGUUUGACGACUCGCAUUGGGCGGACGGAGUUGGCUACACCGAGCUGACAGCUGAAUCCCGCAAGGACAUCCUGCAAGUUCGUACCGUCGCGCGAUGCUUCAGAGAUUGUGCCUGGUCAAGCCUUGGUCGCGUCCUGGGUGAACGCCACUUCUACCGCACCAAACACAGUAUUGCACUGUUAACGCAGAUCUCUGCUCACCCGGAAUUGCAGAGAAAGAUCAAGGUCCUGACGUUCACCGAUGUUGGAUUCCCUGUCUCACCAUUGCCCGUCCUCCAGCAGGCCCUGGCUGGCCUCAGUGACCCUCUUCGCGCACACAUCCAGCAGAGCCACCAGACUUGUUACGACUGGCAAGCUGGUCCCGGUCGCAGUCUGACGAGUCUUCUUGCAGCUAUCUUCCACCAAUUCUCAGCAUUAAAAGGAAUUUGCAUAAAGGAUGACUUCCCCGCAGAGCACAUCCCAGGUUGGUUGACAGCCAUCGAUAUCGCUGCUAUUGAUGCUAUCGUUCCCGGAGAGAAGCGCCAUCACAUUUACACGAAGCUAGCUGCGUCUCACCUAGUCGCAGAUAUCACGGGCGCAAUGACACGGGCCGGUCGAGAGCUGACAGACCUACGAGUCGCAAGCGUUGUUGUGCCGGCCCUACUGGUCAACCUUGCAACAAACUUGAGAGUACUAAGACUCAUGCUUCCAUUCGGUUGGAAUGAGGGCGCAAUGUCACAUCUUGUGACCAACCUUGGGCGUAUACCGCUACUUAAGGAGUUGAGUCUGGCCAAGCCCUACGAUCUCUUGAGCACUAAAAUUCGGCAUCUCAGUGAGAAGUCCGACUGCGAGAAGGAACUGGAAAAGAGUAGUGAACUCUUGAGCCAGCUCCGCAAGACGCGCCUUGAGAGACUGGAACUCAAGCGCUAUUGGAUUCUUGACGCAGAUGCUUUGGUUGAUUUCAUGAGUCAAAUGGCAACAACCUUGACCGAUGUUCACCUCAUACGCCCGUUUCUGUUCGAAGGUCGAUGCCACACCAAGCUCGUUACAGACAUUGGCAAUCUGCAUCUUCCUCAAAUGAGGGUUCUACGGAUUACAUGCCCUUCCGAACUCACCCACUCUGAUCACGCCGUCCCACUUCCCUCCGACCAUCAGAGGCGUAUUGUGUACAGAGUCGAACGGAUAAGGGUCCCACAGCCACAAGGAUUCGCGUUUUGUUUCCAGUCUUGCUAG